Messenger RNA from Pseudovirgaria hyperparasitica, 1103 nucleotides. Its product is annotated as cysteine proteinase. The record is from RefSeq and is a predicted model, not a curated record. Gene Ontology annotation, biological process: protein desumoylation. NCBI's taxonomy places the organism in Eukaryota, Fungi, Ascomycota, Dothideomycetes, Acrospermales, Acrospermaceae. Gene Ontology annotation, molecular function: SUMO-specific endopeptidase activity. Bases 146 to 862 code for a protein of 238 amino acids. The transcript has 4 exons. Gene Ontology annotation, cellular component: cytoplasm; nucleus.
AUCAUUAUCUCGAUCGAUAAGGAGAAUGGGUCGAAUUAUGAAAUUGGAUCAAUAUCAUUUCGUGAACUAAGAUUACUCUCAUUGUCGACUGGCCUCAGAGUGUGAAACAUUCUCCUCAUAUUUCAAAUUACAACCUGGCGUCAAAAUGAAGCAAACAAAAUCUCUCAAUAUCGAGAGAGGAAAGGACGAAGAAGAAGGCCGUGUUGGAGUACACCGAAAACAACCAUCUGAACUAGAGGGUACUCGAGAAACUUCCAGUCACAAAGCUACACGCAAAGGAGGAGCUAUUCACCAAGGAAUGACAAGGACACUAUGUACUACGUCACAGAUGCGGAACGAAAAAGUAGAUGGCCAUGAUAAUAGCUCUCACAAUAGGAAGUCGAACAAGUGUAACGCGCCAGAAAGCAUCCAGGAUAAGGUACCGGCUUCGCUAAGAGCGACUCGAUCAAGCAAUCGUGUCAACAAGCGACCGCCUGUGUCGUAUGAAGAGAAGUCGCCCUCACUCAAGAAAUUCUCGAAGAAGCACGGGCUAGGAACGCCAUGGGACCACCCUGCCUACUUUCCACCGACCGGUCGUCCGCAGGCGUCUGUUCGGUUUGACGACCUCCCGAAGCUUGAUGAAGGUGAAUGCCUUAACGAUAGCCUGAUUGAAUUUUACAUGACGUACUGCCAUGAGGAAGCCAAAAGGGAAAAACGUGUGCUUCCGGAUUCCGUCUAUAUCUUCAACAGCUUCUUCUACACUUCUUUGACUCAAACGAGGAACUCUAAAGACAAAAUCAAUUACGACGCCGUUGCCCGCUGGACUCGGAAAGUCGAUCUUUUUACGUAUGAAUACGUUGUGAUCCCCAUUAAUGAGGAGUGAGUAACUAUUCUUCUCGUGUCGCAAGACUGCUAACAAGAGCAGCUAUCAUUGGUAUCUAGCGAUUAUAUGCAACCUUCCGAAGAUGAGCCGUAAUCUGAACGAGGCUACAAAAGAACCGAGUCCUGCUGAUGCGAAGACACCUGAGAUGAUGAAUGAGUUGAAGGACAGAACUUCGAAUAUGCAUCUGGAUGAUGAUGUAGACAAUACUACGGAAGAUGCUGGCGAAGACCAAGGGGAAUGG